Messenger RNA from Neomonachus schauinslandi (Hawaiian monk seal), 3850 nucleotides. It is a transcript of the gene EPS8, whose product is annotated as epidermal growth factor receptor pathway substrate 8. The coding region runs from base 244 to 2700 and encodes 818 amino acids. Gene Ontology annotation, biological process: Rho protein signal transduction; regulation of Rho protein signal transduction; positive regulation of ruffle assembly. NCBI's taxonomy places the organism in Eukaryota, Metazoa, Chordata, Mammalia, Carnivora, Phocidae. The record is from RefSeq and is a predicted model, not a curated record. Gene Ontology annotation, molecular function: actin binding. The transcript is spliced from 21 exons. Gene Ontology annotation, cellular component: vesicle; ruffle membrane; plasma membrane.
UCACAGGCGGCGGCGGGCGCGGCGGUCUUGCCCAGCGCGAGGCCGGCGCUGUGCUCACCCCGGAGAUCGCUGCUCUCCAGUCGGGCGCAGACGGCGGCUUUGCGGCUCGCGGAGGAUUGGAAGGGCGUGGUCCAGGUCGGGGGCUUUCUCCUGGCCGCCUCCUGCCUCGUCCCGUCUCGAGGCGCCUCCGGGGAAAGCCACGGCCCCGAGGGCGGAUCCGAGAACCCAGGAGUGAAAACCACAAUGAAUGGUCAUAUUUCUAAUCAUCCCAGUGGUUUUGGAAUGUAUCCAGCUCAAAUGAAUGGCUAUGGAUCAUCACCCACCUUUUCCCAAAUGGACAGAGAACACAGUUCAAAAACAAGUGCAAAGGCCCUCUAUGAACAAAGGAAGAAUUAUGCUCGGGACAGCGUCAGCAGUGUGUCCGAUAUAUCCCAAUAUCGUGUUGAACACUUGACCACCUUUGUUCUGGAUCGGAAAGAUGCUAUGAUAACUGUUGAUGAUGGAAUAAGGAAGCUGAAAUUGCUUGAUGCCAAGGGCAAAGUGUGGACCCAGGAUAUGAUUCUUCAAGUGGACGACAGAGCUGUGAGUCUGAUUGAUUUAGAAUCGAAGAAUGAACUAGAGAAUUUUCCUUUAAGCACAGUCCAGCACUGCCAAGCUGUGAUGCAUUCCUGUAACUAUGAUUCAAUUCUCGCCCUGGUGUGCAAAGAGCCAACUCAAAACAAGCCCGAUCUUCAUCUUUUCCAGUGUGAUGAGAUUAAGGCAAACCUCAUUAGUGAAGACAUUGAGAGUGCGAUCAGUGACAGUAAAGGAGGGAAACAGAAGAGGCGGCCUGAAGCCCUGAGGAUGAUUUCCAAAGCAGACCCUGGUAUACCGCCUCCGCCAAGAGCUCCUGCCCCGGUGCCCCCUGGGACUGUUACCCAGGUGGAUGUUAGAAGUCGGGUGGCAGCCUGGUCUGCAUGGGCUGCUGACCAAGGGGAGUUUGAGAAACCAAGGCAGUAUCAUGAGCAGGAAGAAGCACCUGAAAUGAUGGCGGCCCGAAUUGACAGAGACGUGCAAAUAUUAAACCACAUUUUGGAUGACAUUGAAUUUUUUAUCACAAAACUCCAAAAAGCAGCUGAAGCAUUUUCUGAGCUUUCUAAAAGGAAGAAAAGUAAGAAAGGUAAAAAGAAAGGACCAGGAGAGGGUGUUUUAACUCUGCGGGCAAAACCUCCCCCUCCUGAGGAGUUUGUUGACUGUUUACAAAAGUUUAAACAUGGAUUUAACCUUCUGGCCAAACUGAAGUCUCACAUCCAGAAUCCGAGUGCUGCAGAUUUGGUUCAUUUUUUAUUUACUCCAUUAAAUAUGGUGGUGCAGGCAACAGGAGGUCCUGAACUAGCCAGUUCAGUACUCAGCCCCCUAUUGACUAAGGACACAAUUGAGUUCUUAAAUUAUACUGUCAACAAUGAUGAAAGACAGCUGUGGAUGUCACUGGGCGAAACGUGGAUGAAAGCCAGAGCAGAAUGGCCAAAAGAGCAGUUCAUCCCACCAUAUGUCCCGCGGUUCCGCAACGGUUGGGAGCCUCCCAUGCUGAGCUUCAUGGGCGCACCGAUGGAACAAGAUCUUUAUCAGUUGGCUGAGUCUGUGGCAAAUGUAGCAGAACAUCAGCGCAAACAGGAGACAAAAAGAUUAUCCAUGGAGCAGUCCAGUGUAUCAGAGUAUCCUCCAGCUGAUGGGUAUGCAUUCAAUAACAUGUACACAAGAGGGCCCCAUCUGGACCAAGGGGAAGCGGUUGUGGCUUUUAAGCCAACUCCUAAUCGCCACGUAGAUAGAAAUUAUGAUCCACUCAAAGCACAACCCAAGAAAUAUGCCAAAUCCAAGUAUGACUUUGUGGCAAGGAACAGCAGUGAGCUCUCAGUUCUAAAGGAUGAUAUUUUAGAGAUCCUUGAUGAUAGAAAGCAGUGGUGGAAAGUUCGAAAUGCAAGUGGAGACUCUGGAUUUGUGCCAAAUAACAUUUUGGAUAUUGUGAGACCUCCAGAAUCAGGAUUAGGGCGUGCUGAUCCACCUUACACGCAUACCAUACAGAAACAAAGGAUGGAGUAUGGUCCCAGACCAGCUGAUACUCCCUCUGCCCCAUCACCUCCUCCAACACCAGCUCCUGUUCCUGUCCCGCUUCCUCCUUCUACCCCAGCACCUGUUUCUGUGCCAAAGGUCCCGGCAAAUGUAACCCGUCAGAACAGCAGCUCUGGUGACAGUAUUGUGCGAGAUAACCAGAAACACAAACAACUUCCCAUGGACCGAAGGAAAUCUCAGAUGGAGGAAGUCCAGGAUGAGCUCAUCCACAGACUGACCAUUGGCCGGAGUGCCGCCCAGAAGAAGUUCCACGUGCCACGGCAGAACGUGCCAGUUGUCAAUAUCACUUAUGACUCCACACCAGAAGAUGUGAAGACAUGGUUACAGUCGAAGGGGUUCAGCCCUGUGACUGUCAAUAGUCUUGGAGUAUUAAACGGUGCACAACUUUUCUCUCUCAACAAAGAGGAACUGAGGACAGUCUGCCCUGAAGGGUCCAGAGUCUUUAGCCAAAUCACUGUACAAAAAGCUGCAUUAGAGGAUAACAGCGGCAGCUCCGAGUUGCAAGAAAUCAUGCGGAGACGACAGGAAAAAAUCAGUGCCGCGGCUAGCGAUUCGGGAGUGGAGUCUUUUGAUGAGGGAAGCAGUCACUAAUUUGUUUUUAAACUCCAUUUAAAUUUGUGGCAUUAUUCCAACAUGCUUUGUUUUAAGAAGCCAUGAAGGGAAUGUCAGAUUCUUAUUUCUCAGAAUACUUAAGUUAUCGCCAUAAAGAAACAAUGCAAACAUAAGUAAGCGGAGGACUUGUUUCCUGGCCCAUUAUUUUUAUUAAAACUGAGUAAUUUUAAAUAGCUGUUUUGCCCUUGAGAAAUAUUUUGCCUACUUUACCCAGGUGAGGUUUCUUUCAUUGGAUUAAUUAUUUCAUCCCCCAUCUCAGUGUGUAAGCAGGCAGCUUUUAACAGCGGUGAAUUUAUUUACUGCAGCAAAACAGAGAUAUUGCCCGUGACUUAAAAUCGAAAUAAUUUCAGUUUUGCCCAUGACUCUGGUGUCUGUCAUUCAGAGCGUAGCUUACUUUAGGCUAGCCUCUGCUUACUUAGGUCUCUUCUUUGACAUACUCAAUGAUAGAAUAUUUAGAUGUAUUUAAAGUUCUUAAUGCCAACAGUUUUUUAAAAAAAAUCAGAACAUUUAAUGAACUGUAAAAUACAAGGCCUUGGACAUGCAAAUAUAAACCUAUGGAGCAUUCCCAAGACAGUUCAUUUGUCAUGGCUCUGUUGAUCACAAUUCCUUGUAUAGCCUGUAUUUUGAUUUAGUUUAUAUUCUGCUUAUUAUCUGUAUUGUGUUCUUAUAUAUGAGAAAGCACAAGUGGAAAAGAGAUCAGAUGCAGUCAAAAUGUGUCCCAGAAAGUAGCCCGCAUUGGUGUGCAUUACAGUAUUUUGCUUAAUGAAGGCCUCGGUUCUGAAUAUUGAUAUGAGUAGUUAAAUGGAUAUUGGGGCCAUUUUAUGUGUUUAUCUGUGUCAAGUUUUUCUGAUAAGAAGAAACAAUUAAUUUACAUAUAUUUUAAUCCUGUGAAAGAUUCUAGGUAGAGAAAAGAAAGAUACUUAACCUUCAACAAAUGUUAUUUUUGGAAACACAAUUUUUGUCAUUAAAUGUUAUAUUAUUUCACAUAUAUAAAACAGAUGUUAUGUAAGAAUGUUGUAUAUUUUAACAUAAAUCCAUUUAGAGAGAUUAUCUAGAUUCAUUAAUUUUCAUAGUGCCUUUUUCACAUGAGUCAGCUGGAAAGUCUGCAAUAAACAGUAUUUGCUGUAUG